Molecule: messenger RNA, 485 nt
Organism: Colletotrichum acutatum
Lineage: Eukaryota; Fungi; Ascomycota; Sordariomycetes; Glomerellales; Glomerellaceae
Exons: 3
Coding region: 127-438 (103 amino acids)
Source: RefSeq, a predicted model, not a curated record
GUCAGGUCCAGGCACACCUCGGUCGACUUAGGCCGAAGGCCAAGACAAAACAUAGUUUGCCCAGCCUUGGUAAACGCCACCAAAUAUUCAUUCCACCACUCAGAGGAAGAGCAUCUGGGGUUUUGGAUGUAUACCCGAAUCGAAAGACUGUGUGUGAUUGUUGCUUCAAUCCUGGGAAGUGUGUUCGCUUUGAGAAUAGACCCCGCCUCGGCCCAAAAUGUUACGAAGCGGCUAGGCGAUGGGGGUAGAGAGACAGAUCUACUGAAGAACGUCAUUCUCUUUACUAAUAUAAGCAAAGCAAAUAAUGCGUCCAUGGUUGCUAAGAUCGGCAAGCCAGGUUUCAUCUACCGGAGACCCUACGAAUACAUAAUGUCCCAGCGAGUGCCUUGGGAACUUGGGAAGCAGCCCGCGUCAUCAAAACAGAACCACAGAAGGUGAGCCUUUUGGUCAAGCAAUCGGUAAACUUGGAGAUAUCCGAUCCUGGA